AUGUUCAAGCUCUCCGCCUCCGCCGUCCUCGUCGCCCUUGCCGGCUACGCUCUCGCCCAGGAGUCCCACCAAAUCGCCAUCACGAACAACUGCGGCUCCGGCAACCCCGUCUUCAUCUACGAGGCGAACGGCACCCCGCAGGGCCCGACGACGAUCAACGGCCAGGUGCUCGGCGGGAUCGCCUGGAUCGACGGGUUCGCGGGCGCGAACUGCCAGAACUCGGGCGUGAACUGCGGGGCCGUCGAGUUCACCCUGCGCAACGACGCGCCGAACCAGAACGCGGCGGACUUUACGCUCGAGCCGCAGCCCGAGAACGGGAACCACCAGUUCACGUACCCCAUGUCGUUCAGCUACAUUGGAGGCGGCGCUUGCGCUGGCAUCAGCGACAACUGCCCGUCUGCGGGCGCGUGCCCCGACGCGUUCACCGACCCUACCAACGGCACUCCCAAGCAGUGCGUCGGCACCAACGCUGGAAUUCAAAUCACUUUCUGCUAA
Messenger RNA from Gloeophyllum trabeum ATCC 11539, 495 nucleotides. RefSeq lists its product as uncharacterized. Bases 1 to 495 code for a protein of 164 amino acids. The record is from RefSeq and is a predicted model, not a curated record. NCBI's taxonomy places the organism in Eukaryota, Fungi, Basidiomycota, Agaricomycetes, Gloeophyllales, Gloeophyllaceae. The transcript has 4 exons.